AUGCCUCUUUUUGGGACUGUCGUUGGGAUUAAGCGGAAUGGGAUAGAUGGAGUGAGUUUUCCACUCACUGCAAGUUCUUGUCUGUUUGGAAGGAGAACAGAGUGUGACAUCCGCAUCCACCUGCCUCACGUCUCGAAAGAACACUGUAAAAUUGAAGUGAACGAGAACAAGGAGGCAGUGCUGACUAACCUGAGCAUGGUGAAUCCCACCCGGCUGAACGGUGCUCUCUUCCAGCACGCCGUGCCCCUGAGGCACGGGGACGUCUUCACCAUCAUUGACCGCUCCUUCAGGUUUGAAUAUCCUCCCCAGUCAGCUCUGAGGAAGAGGCGUUCGAGGUCUCCGAAAGAUGAAACACUGCAGGUUCUUCAUGUUCACAGGUGGCAGAAGUGGAAUUAUUACCCAAAGAACCUUCAGGAUCUAAAAGUCUUGAUGCUUCAGAUAAUGCAAAAUGAAAAAUCUCCUUUUAGUGAACUCUAUGAACAACUGAGACUUGAGUUUAAAGUGAAAAAAACCUUGCAAGAAGGAAAUGCAUCUCAACAAGCUACAAAGGAAGAUGGUGAGAGUGUUCUGCCAGACCCAAGUGCUGGGAUUUCAUCCAGUUGUGCUCGUGAUCUGGGAAGCUCAAAUAAAGAACAAGAAAUAGACAGGAAUGAAAAUAGUGAAGAAUGUAAGAAGAAAUUAAAGGAAGAUGUGGUCAGUGUGGACUUGAACCCCAUCUCGGCCCUAGGAAGUGCUACCAAGAAGAGUUUUACCACAAGUCCUCAAACUUUGCUUUCAAAGGAGAUGUCAAGAGAGGAUGAUAAAAGAAGCAACUUGCAGGCUGGUGUGGAGCAAGGUGCAGCAGACAGAUCUCAGGGUGCUGCAGUGACAGCCAGAGCCAGCAAGGAGGCUGGUGCAGAUGCAGUGCUCCCCCUGGAGCAGUGCUCCAUCGAACGCUUGGAUGUGGCUGGUACAGUGAAAAUGCAGAGCCCUGCAACAGCAGUGGCUAAACCACCACAAACAAGUAGCCAGACCAAGGUCUCUGAAGCAGGUGGCCUCUCUACACCAGCAUCCAGAAGGAGGAGUCCUCGCUCUCAUUCCAUGCUGCCCACUGAAGGAGCUGCUGGGAUGACUCCUCUAGGCACUCUUACUCCAACUCGCCGCCCGGGUGUGUCCCUGAAGCGUAAGUCUCUGUCAGGAGUGUUAGCUGGGACUGGCAGGGAAGGUUCAGGGAGUGGAGACAGUGACCUCCAGCAACUGCCUCUGGCAGAAGAUAAAGCCUCAAAACAAAGACAAAGCAGCAAACAGCACACACCAGGGAAACCUGUGCAAGAAGCAGUGCUGGAAGAAAUCUGUCAUCAGGCAAACUUUAACUCAAACAUGGGCUGUUUGCAAACUCUUGCCUCUUCUGAUUCCAAGAGUCCCAGAAGAAGUAACAAGCAAAGUAAAGAAUUAUUAAACAAAAGUGUCUGUUCAGAGGUGCUGGCUUCAGAGGAGUUACCAUCAGAAGUGGCAUCUCCUGCUGGUCAGAAAUCUGGCUCUGGGAAAAAAAGGGGUAGGCCAAGGACCUCUGGACUGCUGACUGAAAAAGCUUCAGAGGCAGAUGCUGUUCAAGACCAUCAUGAGAAGACUGCAGAGGGAAAAGAGAGUGGGACUGAGGGAGAGCUGCCCACGCAGGACUGUCAGCAGAAACAGGACCUGGGAGAUGCCAGUGUGCUGAGACCUUGCAGGCUGUCCCCCCAAAGAAGGUCUUCUGGACAUGCUGCUGCACUGAAAGACAGUGAGGCUCCUGCCUCAGAAAUAAAUCCAUCUGAGCUGUUGGCUGGAGAAGGAUCAGGCAAGGCCAAAAUGAUUUCCCCGAAGAAGAGGAGUGGUGAUUUCUUACCUCAGCUUCUUGGAAAAAGAAAGAAGGUGUCUUUUGGUGGUCAGCUAAGCCCAGAACUCUUUGAUAAGAGUUUGCCUCCCAACUCACCCCUUAAAAGAGGGGCAACCCCUGCCAGGCUGAGCCUGACCUUUGGACACUCGCCCCGUGCCGUGCUGAAGAAGGCUCAGGGACUGAAGCCCUCCACAGCCCAGGAACUUCCUGAACAUUUGCAGACAGAAAAAAUGUCACCGAAACAUUUGCAAGCCCAGAAGUCCCCAGUGGCCUCAUCCCCCACCUCUGGGAAGACAACACCCAACAAAUUCACUUCAGGCUCUCCAGCACCCUACAGAAGAGGCCGUUUCUCUGUUUCCUACCUCAUGACAUCACUGCCUAUUGCAGAAGAGAAGGAUGUUGGUGCAGGAGACACAAAGGAGACAAGUGGUGGCCAAGUGAAGACACCUAAAUCUCCUGUUAACCAAGAGGAGACCUUUGUGACAGCCACACCUGACCCACCAAGGAGAAGCUCACAACUUGCUUUGAAGGUCACACCCAUGAGGAGGAGAAGUGGAGCUGUGGCAGUUCUCAGUGCAAAAAGAAGCAGUGGUGCCUCCAGUGCUAAUUUACUAGGAGAGAUGAUGGUUUCACCAUUAAAUAGUUCAGCUGCUUCAGAACAGAAACAAGAUAGUCCAGGCAUUUGUCUCUUUCUGAGAGAGGAGGAGUCUCCAAUGUCUACUUUUGCUGCAAUAUCCUCCAAAACUCCUGAAAAAAGAAAAGCUGUGCUGGAAGAAAAUAUUAGUGUGGAUACUUUGUCAGUAAUUCCAGAAAAACAAACGCCUGGGGUGAAAUCAGGAAGUAAAAGGACUCCAAAGCAGAAGUUUGAGCCAGUUGACAUCAUGCCAGACAUCAGGCAGCUUUUUAGGACCCCAAAGCAGAAGUCAGAGCCAGUAGAGGCCUUGUCAGGUGUCAAGCAGCUCAUGAAGACCCCAAAGCAGAAGUCAGAGCCAGUAGAGGCCUUGUCAGGUGUCAAGCAGCUCAUGAAGACCCCAAAGCAGAAGUUGGAACCAUCAGAGGCCUUGUCUGGCAUCAAGCAGCUCAUGAAGACCCCAAAGCAGAAGCUGGAACCAUCAGAGGCCUUGUCUGGCAUCAAGCAGCUCAUGAAGACCCCAAAGCAGAAGCUGGAACCAUCAGAGCUCAUGAAGACCCCAAAGCAGAAGCUGGAACCAUCAGAGGCCUUGUCUGGCAUCAAGCAGCUCAUGAAGACCCCAAAGCAGAAGCUGGAACCAUCAGAGGCCUUGUCUGGCAUCAAGCAGCUCAUGAAGACCCCAAAGCAGAAGCUGGAACCAUCAGAGGCCUUGUCUGGCAUCAAGCAGCUCAUGAAGACCCCAAAGCAGAAGCUGGAACCAUCAGAGGCCUUGUCUGGCAUCAAGCAGCUCAUGAAGACCCCAAAGCAGAAGCUGGAACCAUCAGAGGCCUUGUCUGGCAUCAAGCAGCUCAUGAAGACCCCAAAGCAGAAGCUGGAACCAUCAGAGGCCUUGUCUGGCAUCAAGCAGCUCAUGAAGACCCCAAAGCAGAAGCUGGAACCAUCAGAGGCCUUGUCUGGCAUCAAGCAGCUCAUGAAGACCCCAAAGCAGAAGCUGGAACCAUCAGAGGCCUUGUCUGGCAUCAAGCAGCUCAUGAAGACCCCAAAGCAGAAGCUGGAACCAUCAGAGGCCUUGUCUGGCAUCAAGCAGCUCAUGAAGACCCCAAAGCAGAAGCUGGAACCAUCAGAGGCCUUGUCUGGCAUCAAGCAGCUCAUGAAGACCCCAAAGCAGAAGCUGGAACCAUCAGAGGCCUUGUCUGGCAUCAAGCAGCUCAUGAAGACCCCAAAGCAGAAGCUGGAACCAUCAGAGGCCUUGUCUGGCAUCAAGCAGCUCAUGAAGACCCCAAAGCAGAAGCUGGAACCAUCAGAGGCCUUGUCUGGCAUCAAGCAGCUCAUGAAGACCCCAAAGCAGAAGUCAGAACCAGUAGAGGACUUGUCGGGCAUCAAGCAGCUCAUGAAGACCCCAAAACAGAAGUCAGAGCCAGCAGAGGACCUGUCUGGCAUUAAGCAGCUCAUGCAGACUCCAAAGCAGACGUUGGAACCAUCAGAGGCCUUGUCUGGCAUCAAGCAGCUCAUGAAGACCCCAAAGCAGAAGCUGGAACCAUCAGAGGCCUUGUCUGGCAUCAAGCAGCUCAUGAAGACCCCAAAGCAGAAGUUGGAGCCAGUAGAAGACCUGUCAGGUGUCAAGCAGCUCAUGAAGACCCCAAAGCAGAAGUCAGGGCCAGUUGAAGACCUGUCUGGCAUUAAGGAACUCUUGAGGACCCCACAGCAAGAGUUGGAGCCUGUUGCAGAUGAAGUUGCCUUUACAAGGUCACUGAAUGCUCCAGCAGAAAGCAGGGAAGCAGCAGCAGAUGUGGGAGGUGUCAAUUUAAUCAAGAGAACUCCAAGGCUGAAGUAUCAACCAGUAGAAGACAUGAUUGGGGUCAGCCGUAUCUUCAAGACCCCAAAGGCAAAAGUUGAACCCAUUGAAAACAUGUUUGGUUUUAGUAGGUUAGUGAAGACACCAAAGGAGAAGUGUCAGCCAGUGGAGGACUUUGUGGGUCUGCAAAGGCUGAUGGCAGAGCCCAGGCAGGAACGUUCUGACUCUGAGGUGGACUACGUUGGAGUGACAGAGAUGUUUGACAGAGCAGAGGAAAGGGAGGUGAGCUCAGCAAAUGUUGUGGAUUCUAUGCAGGAAGAUCCUGCACCUCCUUGUGCUAAUUCCAAUCACAAAUUUGAAGAUGGAGGAAAUACUUCACAAGGUGAAGAAUCUCAACAGAAGGAAGCAACUAGUGAAGACCAGUCUACCCAGAGACCAACAAGAGGCAGACCACAAAGGACAGUCCAUCCUGCUUCAGCAAAACAGUGUGAAAAGGGUUUGAAUCUAAAAGAAUUGCAAGGGCUGGGAAAAAAGAGCAGCCAGGAGGAGAUGGGAGAGAUCAAUUCUUCAGCUUCAGUAUCUUUAAGUGAAGGAGAAGGAAGAACAAAGCCCUGUGUACAGGAAGAAAUUGUUCCAGAGCUCUCUGAUCAGGAAAAGAUGGAAACUGUUCCAUCUGUGCAGCCACAUGGAGCUAGGCUAAGACGAGGAAGAGGUAAAAGCACAGCAGCAAAGGAGUCAAAGCAUCCAGGUGAGAAUCCUCAGUCUUGUGGCAAAGAUUCUUCAGUGCUACAAAAAGAACUUGCAAAUAUGAAGCAGACUCUGCAGGAGUAUGGCAUCAAUGACAUCUUAGAAACCAAAGAUGAACCAAACAUAAAGGCAAUGAGGGCACCCAGUAGCAAUCAAAAUGAGAAUCAUCAACCAGAAACAGGUGUAAAAAAACCUGGAAACAAACCUAACAAAGGUGGUGAAGACAGUGAAGAAAAGCUUCUGUCACCUGGGAGGAGGACUAGAGGAGUCAAAAAAGUAGAAAAUACAGAAUCACUUCUUCCACCCAGAAGAGGAAGAAGAGGUAGAAAUGACCAAGUCACCCAACCUUCCUCAGAGGGGACAACGAGGAGGCUUCGUAAAGACCCAUCAGCAGUGCAAAGGGAUGAAGAGACUUCUGAGAGAGACACUGAGGCUGCCACAGCAGGAGAAUCUGAACAUGGAGCUACACUCAAGGUGACAGAGGAGAGAGGAAGGUCUUUGAGGAGUGGUAGAAAGCACUUGCCUGCAGUAAAAGCAGGUGUUUGUGGGAUGGCACUUGAAAGCACACAGAACCUUCAGAAAACUGAGGAAACUUCAACUGAAACACAGUCACACAUCAAAAAUGAGAUGAAAGGAUCUCGGGGAGAUGACACAGAGAAUGCUCAGGAAAAUACAACAGAGGCAUCUCAAAGAUUAAAGGCAGAGUCACCUUCUGGAGAGACAAACAAAAUGCCAGUUCCUGCUCUGAACUUGGAAGCAAGCAGAAGUGCAGUGCAGGAAACAAAGAGAACGAGGAACAGGAGAGGCACAAAAGACUCUUUGGAGAAAAAACCAGAUGAAAUUGCUAAAGACAUAAACACCACUGAACUAAUUACCCCCCAAAUCAAGUCAGAAACCAAACUGGGGGAGUCUUCCCUCACAGAUUCUUCGGGCUGUGUUGGUGUGAAGGACACAGACCGAGUGCUGAAGGAGCAGAGCCACCCAGCUGCCACCUCAGGAGCUGCUCCAGACAGUGACAGUCCUGCUGGUGGCCGUCAGAAGCGCACAAGGAGUGAGCUGAAAGCCAAGCAGACUGGAAUCCUGCAAGGGAAUGAAGCCCUGAAAAAUGGGACAGCGUGGAGAAGAGGGACAGGGAAAAAAGUGAAGUUUGAAGAAGCUGAUUCCAAAGUGGUCAAAGGGAAAAGGAGUUUCCCUGAGGAGGACAAAGGAAUGACUUGUAAGGGUGGUCAACAGGACACUGCAGAAAAUCCUUCACAAGUGAGGAGGAGCAGAAGGAAGCAAGUUGAUUCCAUUCCACAAACAGUUUCUUCUGUAGAAAAACAAAGGUCAGCUGCAGGUCAGAGUCAAGAGGAGGCUUCUGUAAAAGAGCAAGAGGCAGCUCUGGAAGCUGCUGCCUCUUCAACAGGAGACACCCCACCGAGGCGGGGGAGAAGACGAGAGGUUGCUGCAGCAUCACAGACAUCUAGAGCUCUCUCUGCCAGAAGAAGAUGUGGGGUCCUAGAGGGUGAUGGUAAAACAAUGACUGUGAAGGAAGAUGAAAAACCAGCUUUGGGAAAUAAAACUUUGCAGGCAAAAGCAAACACAUCAACAAGAGACAAAGGGAAGAAAACUGGUCUAGCAGCAGAGGCAAAACGUUCAUCUCCUCCCCAGAGAAAAUGGGACUUAGCAGGCACUGGUGAGGAAGAGGAGGGUCCUCAUGAAGAGCAAAACGUGCCUGUGGAAACAGUGCCCUGUGCAGAGGAGAAGCCAUUAGGAAGGGGCCGGAGGAGAGAAACUGCUCUGGCAUCUCACACAGCUAACUACAUUUCUCUUAGAGGAAAACGUGGUUUGCCAGCAAAUGCUG
Merops nubicus (carmine bee-eater) is the source of this 6871-nucleotide messenger RNA. RefSeq names its product marker of proliferation Ki-67 (gene MKI67). Gene Ontology annotation, cellular component: chromosome; nucleus. Gene Ontology annotation, molecular function: protein binding. The annotation marks the transcript as partial. The transcript is spliced from 13 exons. The record is from RefSeq and is a predicted model, not a curated record. Gene Ontology annotation, biological process: regulation of chromosome segregation; regulation of mitotic nuclear division. Lineage: Eukaryota; Metazoa; Chordata; Aves; Coraciiformes; Meropidae.